AUGUACGCAGACGACAUCGUUAUCUUCUCCUCUUCAAGAGACGCUCUUCAAACAGCCGUGAACGCAUUGGAGCUAUGGGCCAGAGAGAAUUCUCUUCAAGUGAACAGACAAGGCGAAAGUGAUGAAAUUCCGACUCGGAUGUUGAUGUUCUGUCCAACCUGUGCCAAUAUUUUGGGAGUAGAAGAAGGACCUAGUUGCUUUCGAUUUGCAUGCAGCACUUGUCCUUACGUCUAUAAUGUCAAUAAGAAAAUCAGCAAUCGGAUGUAUCCAAAGUUGAAGGAAAUUGAUGAUGUUCUUGGUGGCUCUGCUGCAUGGGAAAAUGUAGAUUCAACUGAGGAGGUUUGUCCUAAGUGUACACAUCCAAGAGCAUAUUUCAUGCAGAUUCAGACCCGAUCAGCAGAUGAACCCAUGACAACAUUCUACAAAUGCUGCAACCCUCUUUGUGGACAUCGAUGGCGUGACUGAUUUGAGUUUUUCUACCCUGCUUAAUCACAUCUGUAUGAGAGUCCUCUUUUCAGGUUGUAAGCGUAGUGUGCAGCAUGUUAUACACCAAAGUUUGAGCAUUGUUAUUCGUAUGAAGCCUUUCCCUCAUGUCAUCCCAUUGUUGGAGAAUGGGACAAGUUUCAAUAUAGACUCCUUAGCUUCUGUUGCAGCAAAAGCACUUUUGAGUGGUGGAGUCAUUGCCCUCCCAACAGACACCAUCUAUGGUAUAGCUGCACUGGCCCAGGAUCCUGAUGCAGUUCAAAAGAUUUACAAGAUAAAAUCACGUCAAACAUGCAAGCCUCUGGCCAUCUGUGUUGCUGACAUUGAUGAUAUUUUUCACUGGGGACAAGUGACUGUUUCAAGGGAAUUGUUAGAAAGGCUUCUUCCAGGACCUGUAACUCUGGUCUUCAGGAGAUCAUCAAAAUUGAAUCCAGCCUUGAAUCCAGGAACUGAUCUCGUUGGGAUUCGUAUACCAGAUCAUGACUUUGUGAAGGCUGUUUGUCAGCAGUGUAGGGGUCCUCUUGCUCUGACAAGUGCAAACAUAAGCUCUGGUCUCAGCCCCCUUUGUAUUAAGGAGUUUUCUUCUUUGUGGCCGCAGUUGGCCUUUGUCUUUGACGGAGGCAAACUUGGAGACACAAAAGAAGCACGUUUGGGCUCAACGGUUGUAGAUCUGUCUCAUAGAGGACAGUACUCUUUCAUCCGUCCAGGCUGUGCCUGUCUGGCAACCCAAUCAAUACUUGAAGGAGGUGGUCUUACUGUAGCCACUCAACAAUGAGCCUCCUAAAGAGGAUUUCCAGGCUGACCCCGGAUCUCAGACGGGAGAAGAGUGUCAAGGCAACAAUAAGUCAGAAGCUUUCUGAGUGCUUCAAGGAGCUGGCUGGACGAGAAAGGAAUGAAGAACAUGCAAUUGUGAAUGAUGACCUGACGAAUCAAAUCUGCUCUAUAAUUGAGGCUGUCUUUGUUCAUGGCCUUAGAGCCAAGUUCUUUGCUGCUGUCUCUGACUUGAUCAGUACCAAUCCAGAUUUCAUUCCAAAUCCAAGCUUCUGGGAUUUCCUGCUUGUCUACCUCCACAAGGACCUCAUCUCUGAGAUCCAGUCCCUGUCUCAAAUCUCCACUGACAUUGGAAAAAGCCGGGCUUGGAUAAGAAUUGCCAUGAAUGAAGGCCUCCUGAGUAGUUACUUCAAGGCCAUGGUCAGUGACACUCGAAACUUGAAAUUCUGUUACCACUCCCAUGCAUACAUGCGAGAUGCAGAGGAGCCUGAAAUCAUGUUGAAAUAUCUUGAAAGUCUUGAGACAUAUUCCUUCAAGUUGGCAUUCAAUUCAAGUGUACUGAACAAGUGGACUGUCACCCCACUUUUGCUUGCUGGUGUCUGGUCGCCUCCAAUUCCUCCUGACCCCGUUGUUCAGGGAAUUGAUGCACUGCUGGGCCUUGAGAAUGAACAGGGUGUCUCCAGAAACCACAAGCGUCAGCAUCCCCUAUCAUCAGGAUCAGACCCAAAUGACAACAAUAUGACGAGUAGUACCUUUGAUGCAGAAGAGGUCUUCAGGUCUAUCAUCCAAAGUGGUCAGCAUGGUGAAGAAAGCAGAGGGGGAGGUACAUCACAGCUAGGUGAUGGAGCAUUGGACAUGAUGAAGGACAUUGUGCAUUAUAGUGUUGAACCUAUUGAUGAGGACCUGGAAAACCGCAUCAUAAGGCGAAUUCAGGAAAGCAGGUCAGAGGACAAGGAAGAGGAAGUUUCAUCUGAAUGCCCUGGAAGUAGCAUUACUGGACAAGAAGAGACAUCAGCCAGUGAUGGACUCUUGCAUCCACAACAGCCUGGCCAUGCAAGGCCUACUCGUGCCAUAUCAAUUCAAGAAUCAUAUAAUACUCUAUUAAAUAAUUAUAAAGAGGUGAUUGACAACACUGUGAUCAAGACUCCAGACUUCAAGGAACUCUGGGGGUCUCUUGGUUCCCCAAGUUCAACAGAUGCCAGCUCCAUGGCUGGAGAAUCAUCAGAGGACAUGCUGCAAGAACACUCUGAGACCACUGAACAACCCGUUUCCAGUCUCGUUUCUAAGGAUUCCCCUGAGUCACCUGGUGCUGAAAGGAUGGGUUUUGAAGUUGUGGGUCCUGCCGAUGCUGCAACUGAUGAUUCCAAUCGCCACCAGUUCCUGGAGUUUCUUGGCCAUAUUGCAAAUGAACAGGGUUUAGACAGACAGAACUAUCAGUGCAAGGCUUGUAUGCGACCAAUUGGAAUGAUUUAUGGAAAGGCAAGGUUCUGUAUGUUUGAUGGAAGCUAUUAUUGCUAUGAGUGUCACGAAGAAGAGAAGAACGUGAUUCCAGCUCGGAUGAUUCACAACUGGGAUUUCACUGCAUAUCAUGUAUCGAAAGAAGCCAAGAAGUUCCUCCAGAGUAUCCAAAAUGAGCCUUUGCUGGAUAUCAAGUCUAUUAACCCACUCAUUUACUCUUAUUACCCUGAGAUGCAGAAAAUUCAAGAACUCAGGAGGAUGUUGAACUAUCUGAGACUCUACCUCAUGUCUUGUCGAGGGAGUCCUGCUGAGGAGUUCCGAAAAAUCAUCUGGCCUAAGGAGUAUCUUUGUGAACAUAUUCACCUCUAUUCCAUCCAGGUGAUGCAUAUAGUUUAUUCAAAAAAAGAACAUUUUCAUUUUUCAGGUUAUUCACUUCAUUGGGAAAAACAGAUAAAAUAUACCUUUCAUGCCACAUAUAACAGUAUUUUGUCCAUUAUCAUAUAACAGGAUCUCCAGCAAGUACUAAAUAGUCAGUUGGCAGGAUUGCUGCAGAAGGCCAUUGAUUAUGCAACUUCACAUGUCCUAAAAUGUGCCCUAUGCUGCCAGAAGGGCUUCAUCUGUGAAGUCUGUCGACAAGAUAAGGUCAUCUUUCCCUUUCACCUCAAUUUGACCCAUCGAGUGAGUCUCUUUGUCCAUUCACCAUACUGGUUGGUUUGUAUCCUUGACAAAAUGUAUGGUGGGUGCUCUUCACAGUGCUCUAAGUGCCAUGCUGUGUAUCACUCCCAAUGCAUGAAUGACCUGCUUCCCUGCCCAAAGUGCAAAAGACGAGAAAAGCGAGCGGAGGAAGCUGCCAUGCGGACCACUCCUGUCCUUUCCACUGAUAUGGAUGAUGGAGUUCACAUGAGUGAAGAGUUACAUGAUGCACUAAGAGAGAAGUGAUAUGUGACAAUUCAAACUGUGCAUCUUCCAGACCUUAUUGAAGAGAACUGCACUGACUCUCCAUUAUGCCGUGAUGUUUUCUUUUUUUAUUGACACCUGAUUCCUCUAUAAUGAAGAUAUUCUGAAUGU
Darwinula stevensoni is the source of this 3780-nucleotide messenger RNA. The record is from the annotation of a GenBank genome assembly. Lineage: Eukaryota; Metazoa; Arthropoda; Ostracoda; Podocopida; Darwinulidae.